Penicillium subrubescens is the source of this 2476-nucleotide messenger RNA. Its product is annotated as arginine--tRNA ligase. The annotation marks the transcript as partial. Gene Ontology annotation, molecular function: arginine-tRNA ligase activity; ATP binding. The record is from RefSeq and is a predicted model, not a curated record. The transcript is spliced from 4 exons. Gene Ontology annotation, cellular component: mitochondrion; cytoplasm. Gene Ontology annotation, biological process: arginyl-tRNA aminoacylation; mitochondrial translation. NCBI's taxonomy places the organism in Eukaryota, Fungi, Ascomycota, Eurotiomycetes, Eurotiales, Aspergillaceae.
CCUCCUUAUGGGUCGGAUUCUGCUAAGCGGGGCCAGUCGAUUCACAGGCGUCUUUUUUCUCGGUCCAGUAUUCGCUGUCGCAUUCGCUUUCCCCUCAUCCCGUCGCAUUCACUAUCCCAUACCGCAACCAUGGCCGCCGAUUCCCUGACGGCCUCCGUCCAGGCCUUGACCCUGCAGUCCACCACCAAGACCUCCAAGUUCGCAGGAUGCUUCCCGACCUUGAACCCCAUGGACAUCUACCGUGAGCACAUUGCGGAGGAAUUGGGCAAGGCCGCUGGCAUCGACUCGGACUUGAUCUUCUCUCGUCUUGCAUGGACUAACACUUUGGACAAGGGUGACCUGUCUCUGCCGGUCGCUGCCCUCCGUAUCAAGAAGAAGCCCGACGAGCUCGCCGCGGAGCUGGCCUCCAAAUUCCCCGAGUCCGACCUCAUUCACCCUCCUACUGCCUUUGGCCCUCACCUGCAGUUCUUCUGCAAGGCCGCUCCUCUGACCAACACCGUCCUGGGCCGUAUCCUGUCCGAGAAGGCCGCCUUCGGUACCAAUGGCAACAUGGGUCUCAAGGAUCCCUCCGACCCUUCCAAGGGUCAAAAGAAGAUCAUUAUUGAGUUCUCAUCGCCCAACAUCGCCAAGCCCUUCCACGCCGGUCACCUGCGGUCAACAAUCAUCGGUGGUUUCCUUGCAAACCUGCACACUGUUAUGGGAUGGGACGUGAUUAAGAUGAACUAUCUCGGUGACUGGGGCAAGCAGUACGGUCUGCUGGCCAACGGCUUCAAGUAUUUCGGAAACGAGGAGGCGCUCACAAAGGACCCUAUCAACCACUUGUUCGAUGUAUAUGUCAAGAUCAACCGCAUUGUAGGUGACCAGGAAGGCCCCAUCAAGGAGCUGAAGGAGCAGAUCAAGACCAAGAAGGAAAAGGGCGAGGAUGUCGCUACGGAGGAGGCCGAGCUUGCCAAGCUUGUGGAUGUUAGCGAGGAUGAGAAGGCCCGUCGGUAUUUCAAGAGCAUGGAAGACGGUGACCCAGAUGCCCUUGCUCUCUGGGCUCGCUUCCGUGAUCUCAGUAUUGCCAAGUAUAAGCAGACCUAUGCCCGCCUGAACAUUGACUUUGACGUCUACUCUGGUGAAUCGCAGGUCAAGGCCGAGAGCAUGGCCAGCGCUUAUAAGGCGAUGGAGAAGGCCGGUGUCACUGAGGAGUCCGACGGUGCUAUCAUUGCCGACUUCACCAAGCACGGUGCUAAGAAGCUUGGCAAGGCUAUUAUUGUCCGCAAGGAUGGCACUCCCCUCUACCUGACCCGUGACAUUGGUGCCAUUCUGGAGCGUGAUGAGAAGUAUCACUUUGAUAAGAUGAUUUACGUUGUGGCUGCUCAACAAGAUCUCCACCUGGCUCAGCUGUUCAAGGUUACCGAGCUGAUGGGUAACAAGGAUUUGGCCAGCCGCUGCCAACACAUCAACUUCGGUAUGGUCCACGGUAUGAGCACCCGUAAGGGUACCGUCAAGUUCUUGGACGAUAUUCUCCGGGAUGUCGGUGACAAGAUGCACGAGGUUAUGAAGAAGAACGAGACCAAGUACUCUCAGGUCGCGAACCCCGAGGAGACUGCCGACACUCUUGGUAUCACCUCCGUCAUGGUUCAGGAUAUGACUGGCAAGCGUGUCAAUGGUUACGACUUCAACCUCGACGCCAUGACCUCGUUCGAGGGUGACACCGGUCCCUACCUGCAAUACGCCCACGCUCGUCUCUGCUCCAUGGCCCGCAAGUCGGAGCUCAACAUCGAUGAGCUGGACAGCGCCGACUUCUCCCUCCUUACCGAGCGCCACGCGAUCGAUCUGAUCCGUCUCCUUGCCUCUUGGCCGGACGUUCUGGUUAACACCUCCAAGACUCUGGAGCCCGUCACCGUCCUCAGCUACCUGUUCCGCAUGACCCACAUGCUCAGCUCUAGCUACGAUGUUCUCAAGGUGAUUGGCAGCGAGCCCGAGCUCAAGAAGGCUCGUAUGGCUCUGUACGCAGCAGCCCGACAGGUCCUGAACAACGGUAUGCGGGUUCUGGGUCUCAACCCCGUGGAGCGGUCAGUCAUCCCGAUGUAAACCUGCCCCGGUUCUCUAUUUUUUACAUUUCAAAAUUCCUAUUAGCUCGACGAUAUCUCAUAGUUCCCGGCUAGACGCACUGGCGCUAAAAAGGGGGCCAAUAACAUAUGAUUAUGAUGUUCAUCUUGGUGCAUAACGAACGAUGGGGCGGGCCAUGGAAGGAUUCCCCAGAUCGAAACUCUAUGUUGUAGUCCUGUCACAAACCAGGUAGCGUCGGUUUAAAUUUCUCUUUAAGCGCGACCUUGGAGAAUAUAAGAAAAAAGCGUCAUGGUUCUACCGUCCAAUUGCCGAUGCAGAAGUAUCUGCGUCAUGGUGACUAGAACAGUACAGCCACACGUGUCUGAUCUCCUGUCAGCGGGGAUAAAAUUUCCCCGCGGGUCACCAGCGUGGCCAUCGG